Molecule: messenger RNA, 723 nt
Organism: Sparassis crispa
Lineage: Eukaryota; Fungi; Basidiomycota; Agaricomycetes; Polyporales; Sparassidaceae
Exons: 4
Coding region: 1-723 (240 amino acids)
Source: RefSeq, a predicted model, not a curated record
AUGCUGUACAAGCUUACGUCCACAGACAAAGGCCAGACUACGCUCAUUGACUGCGCCACGGGCACGGUCGCGUUCCGUAUCAGUACACCCCGUCCAGCGCGUGCGCGCGCGAGCACUCUCGAUUCGCUCAAGCGGACUAUGAGCCGUAAUUGCUCCCAAGAGACCGUUCCCCGCACAGACAGGCCCACAACCCUCGUCGAAGAUAAGGACGGUGCGAUCGUAGCAGAAAUCGACUGGGCACCGGGGAACUACGCGACGCUCAUCAGGAUUGGUGAGGAGGUCUUGCGGGGCGUCGCGGAGCUCUUUGACUGCGCAUUCUUCAAGCUGUACAACGACGAGACGCAACUUCCAAUGCGUACCGAGAAUACAUGGUGCAUAACACCUACAAGUCUCACUCUCGUGGAUGAUGACGGUGAAGUAAUCGGGAAGUUCCACGCUAAGUGUGUUGUGGUCAACGGCCAGCCCCUGCGAUCACGCAGAGGAGGAUAUGACUACUUCGAACUGGAUGGCAUUCCCCAGGAUGAAGUCCUUGAAAUCAUCCUGUGCUUGCUCUUCGUCAGGCCGCUGUACGAGCGCGUGCACCGUUCGUCCCGCAGCAAGCGCACCCGCCUUGUCGCGGGCUUGAGGCGGCGCGCGAUCCACAGCUUCGCGGGUCUGCGGAAGAGCCUCGCCACAUCUAGGUGUGAAGGAACAAAUGCACGGAUUAUUCGAAGAUGGGGUUGA